GGACAAGAAGGGCCAUGUCCACUACUUGAUCAAGUGGCGGGACUUGCCUUAUGACCAGGCAUCCUGGGAGAGUGAGGAUGUGGAGAUACAGGACUAUGACUUGUUCAAGCAGAGCUAUUGGAAUCACAGGGAGUUAAUGAGGGGUGAAGAAGGGAGACCAGGCAAGAAGCUCAAGAAGGUGAAGCUGAGGAAGUUGGAGAGGCCGCCUGAGACUCCAACAGUCGAUCCAACAGUGAAGUAUGAGCGACAGCCAGAGUACCUGGAUGCCACAGGUGGAACCCUGCACCCGUAUCAAAUGGAGGGCUUGAAUUGGUUGCGCUUCUCCUGGGCUCAGGGCACAGAUACCAUCUUGGCUGAUGAGAUGGGCCUUGGGAAAACUGUCCAGACAGCAGUCUUCCUGUAUUCUCUCUACAAGGAGGUAGGAAAGCUGGGCCUAUUAUUUCUUUGUGGGG
This is a messenger RNA of Myotis brandtii (Brandt's bat), 452 nucleotides long. Its product is annotated as chromodomain-helicase-DNA-binding protein 4-like. Gene Ontology annotation, molecular function: histone binding; DNA binding; ATP binding. The transcript has 3 exons. Gene Ontology annotation, cellular component: NuRD complex; chromatin; nucleus. Gene Ontology annotation, biological process: negative regulation of transcription by RNA polymerase II; chromatin remodeling. The record is from RefSeq and is a predicted model, not a curated record. Lineage: Eukaryota; Metazoa; Chordata; Mammalia; Chiroptera; Vespertilionidae. The annotation marks the transcript as partial.